GAUUAAACAUCAAUACUCAAACAAAAAAAUUUCGUAAACUUCGAGAUCUAAGAAUCAAACUUGUGAUCAUGUCUCACAUAGCGAAGGGUACUAUUCGUCAAAUAAAAAAUUACACAAAAGGUUAUUCAGACAUCCAAGCGAAAGUACGAUCGGCUACUUCGAAUGAUCCAUGGGGCCCUAGUGGUACGGUGAUGAAUGAAAUUGCACAGGCCACUAAUUCCCACGAUGCUUUCUUAGAAAUCAUGGAGAUAAUUGAUAAAAGAUUAAAUGACCAUGGCAAAAAUUGGAGACACGUAUUUAAAGCUCUUACACUUUUGGAUUAUUGCCUUCACAUGGGUUCUCAAGAUGUUGUAACGUAUGCAAAGAAAAAUAUAUAUGUAGUAAAAACUUUACGAGAGUUUCAAUACAUAGAUGAUGAUGGAAAAGACCAAGGGGCUAACGUUCGACAGAAGGCAAAAGAAAUUACCAAUCUACUCCUGGAUGAUGAUCGUUUAAAUAACGAGAGGCGUCAACGAAAUGAUAUGAGAAAUCGAAUGAUGGGACGAUCCGAUACAUAUCCUGGGACUAUAGAUCGAAGCUUAUCCAGUACACCUACGUAUGAUAAUUCUAUUUUCCCAGAGGAAGAAGAUGCGGACAUGAAGAGAGCAAUGGAAGAAAGUUUAAGGACUUUAAAAAAUGAAGCGGACAAGAAGAAUAAACCUCCUAGUAAUCAAUUUUCUCAACAAACCGAUUUAUUUGGAAAUCCAAUAAGCUCGGCAAACCCUCAGUAUGGUGUUCCAUAUAUUGGGACUCCUAAUACUAUUAACUUAAUUGAUCAACAACAGAGCAAUUUCAAUAAUCAGUCGCAAUACUUAAAUCAUGCUUCGCCCUUUGGAAGUUUAGCAACAAGUAAUUUGAGUUCACCGAAUUUAUCUACUGUGCCAACGAUAGAUUCUGUAUUUAACCCUAGUAACAAACAGCCUGUCAAACCGCAAGACGAGAAGCACCCAGAAUUAGCCUCUCUGAUUGGUAAUAGAGGUAACGGUAUGGACACUUUUGGUAACGUAGGUGAUCUUCGCGUUCCAACUGGUUCUGGGUUUGCAAACAGUGGCAGUUUAACUGUUCAGCCUCCGAGAAGAUCCAAUUCGGUUGGUAAUCUAUCAGACUCGGCAAAUCAAGUAAAUCCCUUCCUUUCUACUGGCAAUAUUGGAACGUACAAUACACUUCCUAGCACAUUUGGAACUCAAACAGCUAGAUCUACUAAUGAUCUAUUCUCUACUAGUAAUACAUUCAGUUCGAGUGUUGUUCCGUCUACAUCUUCAUUUUCAACGACGUCUUAUACCACUACUAGCAAUAGUCUUAUUGACCUUGACGGAGGAGGUUUUUCUAGUCAACUGAGUAAGAAUCCAUUCCAAACAGUGCCCAGUACUAACACUAUAAGUAAUAUCAAUAAGCCGAAAUCUCUUAAUGAUCUUGGAAGGGAAAAUCAAUAUGCUCAAUCUCAAACAUUAAAUAUGUUUGGUCAACCAACUCAGGGGUCGAAUGGCGGAUUUUUAUUGUGA
Acaulospora morrowiae is the source of this 1541-nucleotide messenger RNA. NCBI's taxonomy places the organism in Eukaryota, Fungi, Glomeromycota, Glomeromycetes, Diversisporales, Acaulosporaceae. The record is from the annotation of a GenBank genome assembly.